UUGGCAAGACCCCCGCCUCGAAAGCCCAACGCAUAACAGGUCCAAGUCCAGGCCCAAGAAGAUGAGCCCAUACUGCACCAGGCCCACAGCCACGAGAAAAUCAGAGCUGAAAGCAUUCACAGUGCUCUGAAACCCCAACCGAGGGUUUAAGCAGAACCUGGUGCCUUCGCUCCUCUCUCUCAUGCUCUGACGAUGACGGAGACUGUGAGGCUGCGCGUGGAAUUCAAGGACCGGCACAUUCUGAGCAAGUCACAGAGGACCGACGGACUCCGGCGGAGCUGGAUUCUCCUGAAACCUCAACACCGCACCAUCUCCGACCUCGCCGCCUAUCUCCUCCACGUCUUCGACCUCCACGAUUCUUGCCCCGAUGGCCUCCUCAUCUCCAUGGAUGAGUUUGUGUUGCCGCCGUUUGAGUCCACCUGCAUUUUCAAGGAUAGAGAUAUUGUCAGUGUGAAAAGGAAAGGUGUGUCUGAAAUUGACAUGAUUGAGGAUGGAAGAAACUGUAUUGAGGUUGAAGAAAUCGUGGAGAGGCAACUUGCGGAUGGAGGUAUGAAGCUUCUGGCUAAUGAGGAGUUCGAGAAGGAGAAGGGAGGGUAUGAAAGUGAGCUAGAAGAGGAUGAACCUGACCAGUUGGAAGAUAUAUUGCCAGUUAAAAAUGCGCUGGACAACGAUACAAGCACACUUUCCAAGAAAAGGAAGCGAUCAAAUAAACCUGAGAGCUCCAAGAAGAAGAGAAGUAAAUCUGCUACUACUGGAGGAUGUUCAGUUGUCCCAGAAGAUGUUCAAGGUGAUGUCCAAGAGGACAAGAACAGAAGCUCUCAUAAGCGUCGUGUCAGAAAGAGUCUUUCCAAGAAGGAAAAGUCAACUACUGGAGAGGGUGAGCUGGAUGAUUCAACCACCUCUGAAACUGAUAAAAGGACCAACAACAUAAGUCAUUCUACACCCAGUGCAAACAGGCACAGUCAGCUUCAAGAGAAUGACAUAAACGGUGUUGUUUCAUCUGACAAGCCUGAUGAAAGUAAAAAGUUGCCUAGUAGAAGUGCUCGACGUAAAAAGGCCAAAAGAAUAUGGAAGAGGGAAAACAUGAGAGCUCAGAAGGAAGAGCGUUCCAUUUUGCAGUUACAUCAGACACAGGUAGGCAAACCGGUUAAUCAGCAAUCAUCUGACAAAGAUAAUCAGAAAUCAUCAAACAAAGCUGAUCAACAAUCAUCUGACAAAGCUAAUCAGCAAUUAUCUGACAAAGAUAAUCAGAAAAGCUCUGAAGAAGAUGAACCAAAUACAGAUAAUGAUGAAGAAGACAACGUUGUUCCUGUCGUAACUAGGCCAGGACACAUUCGCUUUGCACCCCUCGGUAAAGUGGAAGCAGAUCAGAGUUUCCAGCAGAAUGAAAUUCCAGUGAAAACUUUUCAGUGGAAUGGAAUAACCAGCAAGAAGAAGGGUCAAAAAUGGGGUAUGGAGAAAACAUCAUAUUCAAUUAAGAGCAACUAUGAAGAUCUGUACCAAGAGUCAUCUGAAAUGCCUGGUAUUGAAGAAGAGAUUCCUGAAAAUGAUUCCAUAGACUUUAAUAAGCUUGAGCUCUCUACCAGUGUACCGAAGGAAGGUGAUCUAAUUGCAUAUCGGUUGAUUGAAUUAUCAUCAUGCUGGACCCCUGAAGUUUCUUCCUAUCGAGUUGGAAAAGUGUCACAGUACAACCCUCAAUCAAAUAAGAUUGUGCUAGUACAGGUUCCAGAAUAUCCCAUUGUUUUUGAGGAGACAGAUGAGGCAUCUGCAGAAUAUCCCAUUGUUUUUGAGGAGACAGAUGAGGCAUCUGAGGUACAACCAGAUACAUCCCUUUAUGGGGAAGAUGGUUCUUUAGAGAUAGAUUAUUCUUCUCUUAUCGAUGUCCGCAUUGUCAAGUAUGGGAACCUGAACACAGCCAAAGCAGUCACUGGAGAUCAAAAUGAUGUAUCCAGUUUUAGGCUCAAGAAUGGCAUGGAAACUAGGGCUCUAUCAGGUUUCAGGCUCAAGAAUGACAAAGAAACUCAGGCUGCUGCAUCAGGUUUCAGGCUUAAGAAUGACAAGGGAACUCGUGCUGGUGCACAAGAAAAUGGAAAAGCAGGUGCAUGGGAUGAAAUCAGCCAGGCAUUGAAUGCGAAGAAAGCGGAGCUUUCUCAGGAAGAUGGCUGGGGGAAAAAUGAUGGUUCAGGAAGGAGCUCGUGGACAUCUAGGCCCUGGAGGGGUAGCGCAUUGGGUCCAACAAUGGCUCUUUUAAGAGCGCAAAGUGAGCUAUGAGGAAGAUCUGUAAUAAAUAUAUAUGGUCUGUCAAUCAGAUGAAGUGGGGUUGGUGAUUUUGUUAACUUAUGACAGUAGUAAAGGGACGUUGUUUUGGGUGUAAAAAAGAAACCUCGACUAAGUACUGUACAGUGGGAGUUCAAUUUUAAAGGUCCGUGGAAGAACACCCUUUUGAAUCGUGAUGA
Molecule: messenger RNA, 2456 nt
Organism: Rosa rugosa (rugosa rose)
Lineage: Eukaryota; Viridiplantae; Streptophyta; Magnoliopsida; Rosales; Rosaceae
Product: coilin
Exons: 13
Coding region: 193-2271 (692 amino acids)
Biological process (GO): spliceosomal snRNP assembly
Cellular component (GO): Cajal body
Molecular function (GO): U1 snRNA binding; U2 snRNA binding
Source: RefSeq, a predicted model, not a curated record